This is a messenger RNA of Lycium ferocissimum, 2309 nucleotides long. Its product is annotated as UTP--glucose-1-phosphate uridylyltransferase-like. Lineage: Eukaryota; Viridiplantae; Streptophyta; Magnoliopsida; Solanales; Solanaceae. The record is from RefSeq and is a predicted model, not a curated record. The coding region runs from base 146 to 1966 and encodes 606 amino acids. Gene Ontology annotation, cellular component: cytoplasm; ribosome. Gene Ontology annotation, biological process: translation; UDP-alpha-D-glucose metabolic process; glycogen metabolic process. The transcript is spliced from 18 exons. Gene Ontology annotation, molecular function: UTP:glucose-1-phosphate uridylyltransferase activity; structural constituent of ribosome.
UCAGGCCUACCCUUAAACCCUCAACCUUUCCCUCUCUGCCAUUUGCCACUGAAGAGCAGCAACUUAACCCUUUUACUUUACUUAAUGCAUCUCCAAUAAAUAAUACAACUCCCUUCAUCAACCCAUUUCCAAUUUUUCUCACACAAUGACAAUCCAUUCAGUAGUAAUCCAAAAACUCCUAAGCACAAACGCCCACUUAGGUCGUCGUGUAGCAGCACACCAUUUCAAAAUCUACUCAUGUGGUUCUCGUAACGCAAUGACAAUCAUUGACUCCGACAAAACAUUAAUCUGUCUCCGUAACGCUUGUUCUUUUAUUGGUGAACUCGUUCGCCAUAGAGCCCGCUUCAUUUUCGUCAAUACCAACACCCUUUUCGACGAAAUUAUCGAUCAAAUGACAAAAACAAUUGGUUGUAGAAACGAUACUUCUUGGCGUCUUGGAGGCUUUUUAACAAACAGUUCGAGUCCAAGAAAGUUUAGGGGUAGGAAUAAGAAGUUGAAUCUUACUGCUAUACAACCACCUGAUUGUGUUGUGAUUUUCGAUACGGAGAGGAAGAGUUCGGUUAUUCAAGAAGCUGCUAAGUUGCAAAUACCCAUUGUGGGACUCGUCGAUUCGAGUAUGCCUUGGGAUAUGUAUAAGAAGAUUACUUAUCCUAUCCCUGCGAAUGAUUCGGUGCAGUUUGUGUAUUUGUUUUGUAAUUUGAUUACAAAGACUUUCCUUUACGAGCAGAGAAGGUUGAAUGCUGCUUUGGGAGCUUCUGCUAUUGCAAAGCCCGAAAUUAGAGAGGAAGCUGAGCAAUUUGACAAAAUCAAGACAGCUGGCAAGGAUAAAGUUUAUGUUUUGCCUUAUGAAAGACUAGAACCUGCUUCUGAGGAUCUUACAGAGACUAAGCAGCUAUUGGACAAACUUGUCGUGUUAAAGUUUAAUGGUAAUUUGGGAUCAGAUAUGGGUUUCAGUGGACCAAAAUCUGCCCUUGAAGUAUGCCAUGGAUUUACUUGUCUAGAUUUGGUCGUCAAUCAUAUUGAGUCCAUCAACUCAAAAUAUGGUUGCAAUAUUCCAUUGCUUAUGAUGAAUACUCCUAGUACACACGAUGGCAUCCUGAAGGUUUUGGAGAAGCACCCGAAUAAGAAUAUCCACACUUUCAUUCAGAGCCAACGUCAACAAGAAAAUAUUGAAGAUAUGCCAGAGUCAAGGACCCUUGAUAAAUCAAGCGCACAGGACAAACUCUAUCCGUCCAACGUGCUGGAGGUUUUCCAUUCUUUGAACAGCAGUGGAAAAUUUGAACCUCUAAUUUCUCAGGGUAAGGAGUAUUUCCUAUUGCUGCAGUCAGAAAACCUUGCUGAAGUUGUUGAUCCAAAAAUCCUGAAUCAUUUGAUUAAGAACAGCAUAGAACAUUGCGUCGAGGUGAUGCCUACCACCUCUGGAAUGGAAGAGACAAGUCUUCCCCCUCAAGAAGGAAGGAUUCAGUCAAAGGAGAGUGUCAAAUCAAUCAAUACAAUGUGGAUGAGUAUGAACUGCGUUGAGAGGCUACUACAAAGAAGUGAUCUGGGUUUUGCCAGUUCAAAGUUUUUCGAUCGAGCAUUUGCUAUUGAUAGUCCAUGGUCAAGAUACCUUCCAGUUGAGAGAACAUCAGAUUUGCUCAUUUUGCAGUCAGAUCUUUACACCUCAGCUGAAGGCACUGUUGUGAGAAAUGCGGCAAGAGCAAAUCCCAAGGAUCCUUCUAUUGAAUUGGGACCCGAGUUUGGAACUGUUGAUGAUUUUCGUAGUCGUUUCAAGUCAAUUCCAAGCAUUAUAGAACUUGAUAGCUUGAAGGUGACUGGGGAUGUUUGGUUUGGAACUGGCAUAACUCUAAAGGGGAAAGUCAGUAUUGCUGCAAAACCAGGCAUGAAAAUAGUUAUCCCUGAUGGAGUGGAGCUUAAAAAUAGGCUUAUUACCAGCCAGGCAGACAUCGGAGCAAGUUCCUUGUAGACAGGAUCCUAGAUAGUCUGCAAUAUGAUGUAUAUCUUAAUUCGAAGAGGUAUUUAUCAUCAUUAAAGAUGAUUGCUAGCCUGAAGAAUUUGAAGGGAAGUCCCUGUGACCUGCAUUGGAUGUUUAUGAAAAAUGAUAGCCAUCAGAAUUUUGUUGUAAUAAAAAGGUUGUUUUUCAAGUGUUCCUAGAUUCAGAUUCUUUCAGAAGGAAAGUAGAGAUAGUGAAGAGCAAAAGAAACCAUCAUAAAAUGUGUCAUCGAUUAUUAUUGACAAUUGAUCGACCUUUUGCAGUGCGAAAAUUAGAAUUACGAAAAGCUCAUGGAAAUGUGAGAAUUGUUGCUUUA